AUGAGCCGAAUAUUGUUCCUUGUCGCAGUAUCGAUUGCCAUAGCAUCACAGAAAGAAAUCGCCAUAAAAAAUGAAAAAUGCAGGACGUGUAACUUUUUAGUGAGCACAUUUGAUGAGGGACUCAAGAAAACUGCUCGACAUCAUUUUGCCGGCGGAGACACUGCCUGGGAGGAGAAAAACCUUGGAAAGUACAAAACAAGCGAAACGAGAUUAAUUGAAGUUCUAGAAGGCGUUUGCAAGAAGUCUUCACUUCCUAAUAUCGAUAAAUUUACUGGAAUUAGUGAAUUGGAGUUCAAGUGUGCCACACAGCUCGAGCGACAUGAAGAAACAAUCGAAGAAUUCUACUAUAACCAACAACAUAAUAAUAUGUCCAUUUGGUUGUGUGUUGAUGAAUUGAAAUUAUGUUGUCCACAUGGUCACUUUGGAAAGAAUUGCGAAAAAUGUCCAGGAUUGAGUGAUGGAGCAGAUGCCUGUUUUGGAAAAGGAUCUUGCCACGGAGACGGAAGUCGGGAAGGCAGCGGAAAGUGCAAGUGCGAAGCUGGUUAUACGGGAAAUCUGUGCAGACAUUGUGACAACGAAUACUUCGAAGAGUCGAGAACAGAACAGAGCGUUACGUGCAAAAAAUGCCACGAAGGAUGUCUGGGAAUCUGUUCAUCCGAGAGCCCAAAAGGUUGCUCAAAGUGUAGACACGGAUGGGUAAUGACAGAAGGAGAAGGUUGCACAGACGUCAAUGAGUGUGAAAACGAGUCAGCAUGUACAAAAGAUCACGAAGUUUGUGUUAACACUGUCGGAUCUUAUCGUUGUGAUUGUAAAGAGGGAUACAAGAAAGAUGAUGAUUACAACUGUCAAUUCGAUGUUGAAGCAUUGAAAGCGGAGCAACAAAAGCCAGAAAUUGAAGAUGAAGAAGAUGGAGAAGACGAGGACUAUAACGACGUCAAGGAUGAAUUAUAA
Caenorhabditis remanei is the source of this 951-nucleotide messenger RNA. RefSeq lists its product as uncharacterized. Bases 1 to 951 code for a protein of 316 amino acids. The transcript has 9 exons. The record is from RefSeq and is a predicted model, not a curated record. Gene Ontology annotation, molecular function: calcium ion binding. NCBI's taxonomy places the organism in Eukaryota, Metazoa, Nematoda, Chromadorea, Rhabditida, Rhabditidae.